AUGCAGUCCUUUGCGCAGACUUUCCUCCUGGCCUCGGCUGCCAUCAUCUCCUUCACUUCGGCCGCUCCCACUGCCGAGGGUCCCAAGACCAAGGACUUUACUGUCACCCAGGUCCGCAACCCUCACUAUGUCCGCAAUGGUGCUGCCGCUCUGGCCAAGGCUUACCGCAAGUACGGCGCUCCUCUGCCCGAGUACUUGACUGCCGCGCUCAACCACACCUACACCAAGCGCGCAACCACGGGCAGCGCCGUCACCACGCCCGAGGAGUACGAUGUCGAGUACCUCACUCCCGUGAGCAUCGGCACGCCUGCCCAGACUCUCAACCUCGACUUUGACACCGGUUCCUCGGACCUGUGGGUGUUCAGCACCGAGCUGGCUUCGAGCUACCAGUCGGGCCACAGCGUGUACAGCCCCUCCAAGAGCAGCACGGCCACCAAGCUGAGCGGCUACACCUGGAGCAUCUCGUACGGCGACGGUUCGGGAGCCUCUGGCGACGUCUACACCGACGUUGUCAACAUCGGUGGCGUCUCGUACGCUACCCAGGCCGUCGAGGCCGCCAGCAAGAUCUCUACCGAGUUCACCCAGGACACCAACAACGAUGGUCUCGUUGGUCUGGCUUUCAGCUCCAUCAACACCGUGUCGCCCAAGUCCCAAAAGACCUUUUUUGACAAUGUCAAGUCUUCGCUCAGCUCGCCCCUGUUCGUUGCUGACCUGAAGCAUGAUGCCCCCGGCACCUACGACUUUGGAAAGACUGACAGCUCCAAGUACACGGGCUCCAUUGCCUACACGUCGGUCAGCACCUCGCAAGGGUUCUGGCAGUUCAGCGCGUCGAGCUACAAGGUGGGCACGACGAGCUACUCGACCAGCCUCAACGGCAUCGCCGACACGGGCACCACGCUGCUGCUGCUCCCCGCCACCGUGGUCAAGAACUACUACGCCAAGGUGACGGGCUCGAGCAACUCCAACACGUACGGCGGCUACGUCUUCCCCUGCACCGCCACCCUGCCCACCUUCACCUACACCGUCGGCUCCGUCAGCAUCGUCAUCCCCGCCACCUACCUCAACUAUGCCCCCGUCGAGGACGGCUCCUCCACCUGCUACGGUGGUCUGCAGUCCAGCGCUGAUAUCGGCAUCAACAUCUUUGGCGACGUUGCCCUCAAGGCCGCCUACGUUGUCUUCAACGGUGCCUCUACCCCAACCCUGGGUUUCGCCACCAAGACUCUCUCGUAA
Messenger RNA from Pestalotiopsis fici W106-1, 1230 nucleotides. RefSeq names its product Endothiapepsin. Bases 1 to 1230 code for a protein of 409 amino acids. Gene Ontology annotation, biological process: proteolysis. The record is from RefSeq and is a predicted model, not a curated record. Gene Ontology annotation, molecular function: aspartic-type endopeptidase activity. The transcript is spliced from 2 exons. Lineage: Eukaryota; Fungi; Ascomycota; Sordariomycetes; Amphisphaeriales; Sporocadaceae.